This is a messenger RNA of Nannochloropsis gaditana CCMP526, 736 nucleotides long. Its product is annotated as rna-binding protein nova-2. Gene Ontology annotation, molecular function: mRNA binding. The transcript has a single exon. The record is from RefSeq and is a predicted model, not a curated record. Gene Ontology annotation, biological process: regulation of gene expression. Gene Ontology annotation, cellular component: nucleus; cytoplasm. The annotation marks the transcript as partial.
GCAGGAGAAGAGGGAGGCGUAGAGGACGUUUCUUCAAAAGAAGCCUACAGAGAAGCGGGGACAAGAGACGGGCUCGGGGCGGGAGGCUCAGGGCGGCCAGUGCCGGCAAAGGAAGUGCCCGGGGCCUCUUCGCCGCCCUCCCCUUCCUCUCCCUCUCCCUCGUUGCCGACCUCCGCAGAUUCCUUUAGCGAUGGCGACGAGAGCAACAGUCAUGGGAGCGAGGCGCCGGGGGAGGGCGUGGGCCGCGCAUCCGCCUCGGUCAAGCUCCUGAUCGCCAAGGCGGCGGGCGGGCUCGUGAUUGGCCGUGCCGGGAGCACCAUCAAAGCGCUCAACGAGGAGACCGGGACUCGCAUCCAGCUUGCGGCAAAGGACGAGGCCAGCGGGAUGGUCACAGGCGAGAGGGUCGUGACCAUUGCGGGGGCCCUCCCAGGCGUUCUGCGAGGGGUGGCCCGCCUCUUGGAGAAACUGAACGAGGAGCCCGAGCUCGCGCGCUACCAGAACAUGACCACCUCCUACUCCCGCACUGGGGCAGCCGUCCACUCCAUGCAUCCCGCCUUCGACCUCCCCACCUACCAGACCCAGUCGUUCGCAGACACCCAGAUGCUCUUCUCCCCCCAAGGCCCGGCCAGCACCCGUGGGCACGCCCUCAACUUGAGCCUGAGUGGGAGCGAGGGCCAGCGAGGCCACCUGUCUCGGUCCCAGGGGCUGGGGCAUAGUCAAGCCAGGCAGAGCCAGC